Molecule: messenger RNA, 5282 nt
Organism: Anopheles funestus (African malaria mosquito)
Lineage: Eukaryota; Metazoa; Arthropoda; Insecta; Diptera; Culicidae
Gene: smg
Product: protein Smaug
Exons: 5
Coding region: 562-4320 (1252 amino acids)
Biological process (GO): nuclear-transcribed mRNA poly(A) tail shortening; regulation of mRNA stability; regulation of DNA-templated transcription
Cellular component (GO): P-body
Molecular function (GO): mRNA binding; translation repressor activity; protein binding
Source: RefSeq, a predicted model, not a curated record
GCAAACCUUCCCGCAAACCUUUCCGGCAGUGGAGAAACGCCGUCGGGUUGUGGUGCGUGUCUCUUGUUGUUUUGUGUAAAGUGUGUACCCCGUUGUGGCCCCGUGCGCGUGUGAUGUGAAAAUUAGGCUUGCCCCUAGAAAGUCACCCAGGUAGGGCCCCAUCCUCCGCCGUGUGCGCUGUGCGACGCAUCGAAAUGUGUGCGACCUAUUAAAUGUUCGUCCAAAUCGUAAGCCAAAAGUCGUUCGCCCGCACAGGUGAAAAGCAAGUUGCCCCUAGCCGAAUGUACAUCGAAGUGCAGCAGCAGCAGCAGCAGCAGAGUUGCACACUAAACACUAAAAAAACCAAAUGCUUCUAGUACACGUUUGUUAAGUAAGGACGUAACUGUCUCCCCGGGAGGGCAGUUGAACAGGCAAGAAAAAAGAAACACGAUCUCAUUGAAGUUGUCCCCUAUCACCUGGAAACGGUUUUUUCAAACCGACGCGCGUGUUGAAUAAAGCGCAGUAAAAAUACGCCACCCCGCUAAAGGCUGCGAUCGAUCAGGCGCACGACCAGCAUCAGCAAUGAAAUAUCCCGGCGGCAACCCAUCCACAAUGUUUUGCGAACAGGUCGGCACCGUGACGUCACUGUUCGAGCAGUGGAAUGAUUGCGAGCGAACGGUCGUACUGUACGCGCUGCUGAAGCGUGUCCCGUUCGCCAAUCUAAAGUUCCUGCAGGUUUCGAUCGAUUACAAUCUAGCGCAAAACUACAGCACGCAGGCAAAGCUGCAGCAGCUCGAAACGAAGGCAAACAGCACGAUUCUGCUCGGUAUGCUGGUGCAGCGAUACUAUCAGCUAAGCGGACACAGCAGUGCUGCUGCCACACUCCUAAUCGGUAGCACACCGUUGAACAACAACAACAAUAACAGCAAUAGUGUGAAUAAUAAUCUCAAAAACACCACCACCGAUGCGUCCACGCUGUACGAGCUGCUAAAGAAAUCGUCCAACCCGACUGGUGUGGAUGGUGGCGUUCCUGCCAUCCUGAAAGAAUCUCCUGUCAUUAGCGGUACGAUAAAUUCCUCCACGACCGCGGCAAUACCGCCGGCACACAACCCGCUCGCACCGAAGGGUGGCCAUGAGCAGCAGCAGCAGCAACAGCAUCUUCAGCGGGAACCGGAAACGAAGGAAGAUAUUCUGAAGGAUAUCCUCAUGUACCUGCCACUGCUGGCGCCGGGAAAUGAUGAAGCCAAGAGCCUGUACAUGUCACUAAUACCGGCAGCAGUGGAUGAUGCAUGCCGACAGCUCGUACCGACGGAAAUUGUUCAGCAGACGCUGUCCUACCUACUUAUACAUCCCGCUAUUACGAACGACGAUCGACGCGUUCUAAGUCACUGGUUGCGGUACUUGGAAGACUUCAUUUCCACAUCGUACCUUCCACCCGCUAGCACGGCAUCUGUCGUGAAAAGUAGGAACUUUUUCAACAUUCAGCAAGUCGCUGGUGUAGGCAACGGUACAAGCAGCACUAGCAGCAUUAGCAGCAAUGGUACAGCAACGGUACCGAGUACCAACCCACAUGUACAGUAUCUAUCAACAUCGACAAACUCUUCCAGUGGAGGAGGCUUGGGUGCAAACUCAUGGACAAACGGAGGAUCCGCUCCGGGCUCGCAGAUCGUACCAGGUACGGUGACGGUUCAGCUUCCAUCGGCCGUACACCAGCUUCACCAGCAGCAGCACCAGACGUCCGCGUCCGUGCUGUCGAAAUCGCAACAAAGCCUAAAUCACACGACAACGACCGGCAGCGUGUCCGGCGGCAACAGCAAUAAUAGCAAUAGUCAUAUCAACAAUAGCAGUAGCUCCAGUACGAGCUCUUCCAGCUCGACCACCAGUUCCAGCUCGUGUCUGGAUAGUGCUGCAUCGCAGCUGUUAAAAACGGCGGCCUCUCCUAGAUUACCAUCGCAGCAACAAUCACCCGACUGGGUGCCGGAGCAUGUGGAAGACCCUAAAUCGGUGAACGAGUUUAGCAAGACGAUUGGACAGAGUUUGCUUGCAUCUAGUCAAUCAAUGAUGUGCAGCACUAACAGUAGCAACGGUACAGGUAGUUCCCUAGUGCCGAGCAACGGUGCUGGUGGAGGUGGAGGCUGCAUUAACGUGACCCUGCCCCUACACAACACCCAGCAACAGCAGCAGCAGCAGCAGCAACAACAACAACGGCCUACAGUGACGGGUGGUGGACCCACGGCCGAAACUGCAUCCUGCGAUACGCAUCACGAUCUCAUGGCCGCCACAGAAUCGCUACUGUACGAUUCCACCGACGAGGAUCACAUUUCGUUCAGCAAGAACGGUACGGAAAUAUUCGACUACGAUUGUGAUUUCGAUAACGAGGACGAGUUUAACUACCUAACGCGCAGUGCGGCAGCAAUCCGGGCAGCGGAAGCGGCCGCUCCAAACGCGAUACCAUCCGCUGCAACCACUCCGGCUGGUUCCGGAGCUGGACCGGGAACGGCGGGGCUAAUGCACGCGACCGGUAAAAAGCUAGUCUCGUUCAAUAGUAACGUAAACGAUUUCUUGCGUGUGCCACUGCUCAGUAGCUUCGGGCAGCACAGUUUACUGUCGUCGGCCGGCACUAGCUGCGGUGGUGCGCUGCUUGAUUUAGAUCUGGACGGCACGCUGUUGAAAACGCGCCGUUCCAACAGUCUUACCACGCCUACAACCCUUUCCGCGCUCGGCGUUGGAGAGCUAAAUGCGCAGCAGAAGCAAAACAACGAAUGUUUGUCGGCGGAGAACCUUUCCAAUCUGCAGCUGUUGCAGAACAAACCACGCAGCUUCUCGUUGACGAUGGAAAGCCCCCGGUCGUCGUUGGCAUCGAGUGGUUCGGACACGCAGCUGGACGACUACAAGCAGGGCAGUGGGUUGAUGAAGCUUUACGGAGGGCAGCCAAACAUCGGUAUGUCCAGCAUCGCGCACUGGCUGAAGAGCUUGCGGCUGCACAAGUAUGUGUGGUUGUUCUCGAACCUGACGUACGACAAAAUGCUCGGCAUCACGGAAGAGUACCUGCAGAAUUUGGGUGUAACGAAGGGUGCCCGGCACAAGCUGGCCAUCUGCAUACAGAAGCUAAGGGAGCGUUACGGUACGUUGUUGCAGCUUGAGAAGGAUUUGAUCGCGGGACAGAAGGCUCAACUAGGCACGGUACUGGAGGAGCUGACCAACAUCGUGCUAACACCGAUGAAACCGAUCGGCAUGGAUCAGACGGAGGAUAUUGCUGGACAGUUUGCAAAAGUAUUGGAUCUAGUUGGUUCCAUCAUAGUAAUGCGACCGAUCUGUAACCAGCAGGACGAAGAGUACCUGAACAUUUUCCUGUGGAUUGUCGAGCGCGCACUGCACAACGACGCCUUCAUUGCACACUCUGCCCAGCUGAAGGAUCACAAGUACAAAGUGUCAAAGAUAAAGAUGCAAAUUGCGCCCAAGAGUGGACAUUUUGCGAAAAGUACGAACGUGGCUGGACCUGGUAUGAACAAGCCAAGAUGGUCCGCAAACAACAAGCAUAAACCAGUAAACGUCAACGAAUCGCAAGCGAAAUCACAUCGCAAAAGUUCUGUCCCGUACUUUGUACCACCGAGUCAUGUCAGUGCGGGUCAGCAAACAUCCGUCUGUUCGUCGCAACAAACUCACUCCCAUCUACAGGGUGCAUCAUCGUCACAGGUCAUGACGGCCCAUCAGUAUUUCCACCAUGCUAAUGCCAGCAACACUGGCACCGGCAGUACGGCCAAUUACAACAAAAGCUCCUCCUAUCCGAGCUUCGCCUCUACCCUGCACAAUGGUAUCGGUGGUGUAGGUAAUGGUGGUGGUGGUGGCGUCAUGAAACCGAUGAUAAGCAACAACCCGUCCAUCCCACAAACCAACCAUCACCAGCAACAGCAGCUUCCGCAUAAGCAAUCCGCACAGGCGGCUCCGUCGCUGCAACCGCCAGCCAUGCAACAUCCAAACUUUAUGUUUCAUCGACAUUCGUUGAGCAACAUUACGCAUCACCAUCACAAUGCUAACCCGCUGGUACCACCGCCGGCCAUCUUCCUGAACAAUCUCUGCUCCGUGACGGGUGAAAAUCGAUCCACCGGGCCGAAAAUCAUUGACAAAGGAAAUCCGGCUAUGAAACAGCUUGCCGGUGGUGGUUUAAUGAGUGCUGGGGAACAGUCGCUACUGGCAAAGGAUUGUAGCCCGAAUGAGCUGCGUGUGUGCGGUCAGAACGAUAGCAGUAACAGCCAGAAUAACCACAACAGCAGUAUCGUUGAUAUCAACUCGCGACUCGAAUUUCUCUGUCGGCAGAUGACGGAACAAGCGAUAAAUUAAUAAGCUGACUCCUGGGAGGGCUUAUAGGUGAUAUGAGCAGAGAGCUAGAGCUGUUAAACGCUGCGAUAAGGGUUUUUAGCAUGUAGCAGUUAGCAGUUAGCACCGAAACAAACUAAUCGAACGACAAGCUAGAGAAGCAUCGAAAGAAAAACAAAAUCUGGAUAGAAUGAGUUUAGGGUGGGGGGAAUGUUUUGGCCCCUUUUUGUGAGGCGAUAGAUGUGUUUAUGUUUAAAUGUGUGUCCGUGUACCUCUUCUUUAAGAAGAAACCAGUGUACAGUUGUGUUUUUUUUGUGUAGCUGUUUAAACCAUGUCGUACGUACGUAAUGACGCAAGGGACAAGAAAAAAUACGUAGCGCAAGUUUUCGCUAAAUGCAACAAUGUUAGCUCCUUACCGUACACAUACUAUAUAAACACCACGUGUAACAAAACGCUCACAGUGAGACAGAUUUGCAAAAAACACACUUGCAACAAUUAGUGCAGGUUCUUAUUAAGUUUUGUUUGAGUGGAAUGUACACCGCUUUGAUAAAAAAAAGAAAAGCAAAAAAAUAACGUUAGGUUUACAACAGUUGUCUCGUAGGUUAGCGCCAGUUUUGAUGUUGAACGUUUUUGUGUUAAGCUUUUGUGUUAGCACAACCUUUUUAUCUUGACGAUACACACAGAGUUUGUAGUGAAGAAUUGUAAGCAUAUUUUAAGACGUUUAUAUUAGUGCAUGCGCGCGCGCGCGCCCUUCUAUCGUGGACGUGGGCGAAUCUCGGGAAAACCUACCGACCAGUCACGCGGGUAUUCUGCAAAAAGUAUUUAUCUUGUUACGUUUUAGUUGAAUCGUACCAUUUAUUUUGUUUAAUUUUUAAGCGUACACCAGCUGCUAGCGGACUAAUGUUGUGUGUAGAGGUUUGUUCAUUUCUGACAAUGUAAAAAAAACGAUGUAAUACAUGCGACCGGAAGGGAAAUUGUUUCCCUUU